Molecule: messenger RNA, 3296 nt
Organism: Opisthorchis viverrini
Lineage: Eukaryota; Metazoa; Platyhelminthes; Trematoda; Opisthorchiida; Opisthorchiidae
Exons: 7
Coding region: 26-2968 (980 amino acids)
Source: RefSeq, a predicted model, not a curated record
GACGUUGGCUGCGUUUGGGUGUAGCAUGACCGACGUCGACCUAUAUAGCGACCUUGUGGAUGGACGCACUCCUCCUACAACUGAAUCUAGCAAUACGUGUCAACAAGCACAACUUCUCGAAACAAAAUGUGCAGCCCUGGAGACCGAAGUGGAGACUUUAACUGCACAUCUCUCUCGUUCCGAAACAGAGCGAUUUCGUCUGAUUUCGGUGAAUGAACAGCUUACCGAUAAUUUCUUCCGUCUUGCUGGUGCCUGUCGGAGAGAAAUAGUCAAAUUAAAAUCUCGCAUGCAGUUGCUGUGUUCCAAGUUCAACUCUUCAGAUACCAAAUCUGUACCUGGCAACACAUCAUCCUCCAAUUCGCCAAUAAAGGUGUUAAACCCAGUGGCACCCCUUUUGUACAGUGAUAUAAUGAAUUUCUUGCAUUCCAUCCGUUUACCAGAGAAUGGUCGAGCUCAUCCACAAUUUAGUCCUCAUUAUGUUGUCUCCAAGCAAGUGCUCCCGUCUUAUUCGUCAACUGAAAGAAUAUCUGGUCCGUUACGCAAGUCUCAUUCAUCCGUAUCCACGUUAGCCAGCCGUACUUCACGGUCAGUGUCUUCCAGCUCGUCUUCUUCGUCUUCGUCAUCAUCCUCCUCCCACAGCCUUGCCUCAUCCACACAGGUUGCGGGUUCCGUCGAGAAGCGUCAGACCUCCCGAUCAUGUUACAAUGGUUUACCCUCCCGAUUCGAAGUCUCAACGAGUAGAUCGAAACGAGACGCGGAACCCGUACGGAGUCAAGGAAGGAAUCACGACUUCAAUCAAUUAGUGACAAGAGCGGUCCCGUCCGGCCGCCAAGAAAAGUCCGCACAUCGAAUCUCGAGAACUCCCAGAGACACCAUAGGUGCCCGUCACCAGACUCGUUUAUCGCGCAUACAGAAGUCAGUUACCCCUGAGCGGCAUCCCACAAGACGGACGUCAUCCAGCAGAUGCUCGAAGGAUCACCCGACAGACACUACCAAACGCCGUGAUUUAUCGUCACAGGAAAAGGGCUGUCGUUCAACUGCGGUGCUAAAUAGGACUUGUUAUAGAACUAGGGAACGCUCAAGCAGGAUAGUGCCACAAAAAGAAUUGCGGAAACCAAUAAAUCCUAGUCUCCGUUCUCAAUAUUCUCAUGAUAAAUCUGUCAAACCUGUGUCGCGCGGCCUUCGACGCACGAGUGAAUCGCAUACGAAACAAUCAGCGUCAACUUCCGAAGUGCAUGACUCCGGUGUAUGUGUUGAACCAGAAACAAAGGUGUAUGCGGAUUCUGCAACCGGUCUUGGCUCUACCCUCAAUGACCGUAUUCGAAGUCACUUGUUAAGUGUUGUACAAGGGUGUGUCCGCCAAGCACGCGAUCACCAUGAUGUCAAGAGAGCUCUACAACGCAGCACGAGUGGAAGAACCGCAUUCAUAUCGGUUCCAGUGGAGGGAACCACUUCGAAUAUUUCACCAAACUCGCCUGUGUGCCAAAAACGGAAAGAAUCCGUGGAGUCAAAUGUAAACCAGGCAGAUUGUACUCUCUACACAAAACGCCUAAGAUCACGUAUAGCAUCCUCCACUUGUCCUGCAGCUGCAUCCGAACCACCCGCAUCCGAGUCGGGAGAAGUCCAGCUUUCUGAUCCCGAUCGUGCUGAUUUGAUCAUCCCUGCUACGUCCGUGGACUCGAAAGCUAAUGGAGAGGAUUCGGGCUCGACCGAUGCACUUGGUAUGCUCGUUUGUGCAAUCGAACCAGGAUAUCAAGAGAACACAAACAGCCCACCAACCACCAAUUUAAUUCCUGCGACUCUUUGUCCCAAUUCAUUGUCUUCACCCGGGCCGCAGAACCCGAACCACUCAUUAGGAUCCCCCUGUCCGCCACAGUUGUCUCCCUCUCUGUUGCCCACAACGACAGAAAACCUGUCCCCUCCCAAUCAGAGCGCUGAUUCCAAUCAGAUGCAGCUUCAGCUGCCGGAAAUUGAGAAGUGUGCCCCGUUAAUCCCCGAAGGCUCCAAUGAUUCGGCAGAACACGAUCACCUUUGGUCGUCUGCUGACGAACAUACAGCCCUGUCAACACCACCGUCCGCUCACACACCUUGUUCUAAGUCUCCACCUCACAUCCAACAUACUCUAGAAUUCGAUGAGUUAAUUGUAGAAAAUAAAGAGGAAGGUGAGAUUGCCGAUGAAGAAGAUGAGCAAGACGAGGAUUUGCUUCGCCAGUCUCACCAAAUUGCUGCGCAGAGGCAGUGGUCUCGAUCCCCCAAGGUAUUGGACCGACGACCCCCACCAUUGAGUCACUCAGGGAGUAUGGACGUUGAUGUCAGGGAACAUAGACCGUCGACUCGGAUGAUUAAACUCAAAUCGGGUUAUCCAGAUAUGGAAGCUGUUCGUCGACGAAAGCGUGCUCACAGUCCACAAGCUCGAACUCGAUCUCCGAGUUCCGUUCAUCAGUCACUAUCCGGUCAAGAUCGUGGUCGUACACCUCCUUCGCCACCAAUGAGCGCUGGACAGUCUGGAAGCUCCCACCCAAGAUCUACACUUUCCAGAUCACAAUCUGCCAAGAAGCAGCGUGUACUUCCCGGAACGAACCACUCCACUCGAGCGUCUGAUCCCUGCGUCGCGGAGCGCGCUCCUUCGAUCCACCGAUGGCCUAGUUGCACCAGGGAUAGGUCAAGAUCAUUCAGCCCACCUGAUUCCUUAACGCGAUCCCGUUUAGUUCCCCGAACUUCUGAUUCAAAGCGUUCUGAUUACCGGUAUCCUGUCGAUUCCAGACAGAUACCCCACCCACGACGCGUCUCGACCCGGGACCUCUCUCCUCCAAGGUCGCGUCAUUCCAUCAAUUCGCGUUUCGAUCGGGACCGCCGAUUUCCUCGCCGUAUUGUAUCUUCACCGUCCAACCACACCUACCGACGGUCUUUGGCUUGUCCACCAAGAUCAGUGCCAAACACGGGUCGAAUACAACGCCGUAAAUUUUGAUUCAGUACAAUGACAGUGCCUACACCUGCGUUCUGUUAACAGUGGUUUGGUAGUUUUUGUCCAUUCGACACCAAAGCUAUCGUUCUUUUGGGUUCAUUGUUGGAUGUUCAGAUUAUUCCACCCCCUUCAGCCGGCUGUUCUUCGUCUCCUCUUCAUUGCACCCAUUUUGCAUACCGGAGGAACUGUCGGCUAUCAUGUAGAAUUCUGAUAGAGAACCAUACAUUCCCUUUCUUUUUUUGACUUGCUUUUCGUCCUCGUUUUGGUUUUUCACUUUAUCACUUUUGUACAGUCCAUUUAACCAAUUGGUCUGCCGAUAAAAUUAUCUCGC